UGGGCGGUUCCAAGCGGGUGGUGGCAGGGUCUGUUUCCGGAAGGGUGGGUGAAACGGCGGCGAAGCAGUGAGGAACGAGCGUUUUACCCUAAUCUUCUAAGGGCUCAGUGGGCAGGAAUGGCGGCUGCUUUUCGCAAGGCGGCUAAGUCUCGGCAGAGAGAACACCGAGAGCGAAGCCAGCCUGGCUUUCGAAAACAUCUGGGCCUGUUGGAGAAAAAGAAAGAUUACAAACUUCGGGCAGAUGACUAUCAUAAAAAGCAAGAAUUCCUCAAAGCUCUUCGGAAGAAAGCUCUUGAAAAAAAUCCAGAUGAAUUCUACUAUAAAAUGACUCGGGUUAAGCUCCAGGAUGGAGUUCAUGUUAUUAAGGAAACUAAGGAAGAAGUUACUCCAGAACAGCUAAAGCUAAUGAAAACUCAGGAUGUCAAAUAUAUAGAAAUGAAAAGGAUUGCAGAAGCUAAGAAAAUUGAAAGACUAAAAUCAGAGCUCCAUCUGCUGGAUUUCCGGGGGAAGCAACAGAAUAAGCAUGUGUUCUUUUUUGACACCAAAAAAGAAGUUGAACAGUUUGAUAUUGCCACUCACCUGCAGACAGCCCCGGAACUAGUUGACAGAGUCUUUAACAGACCCAAAAUAGAGACCUUGCAGAAGGAAAAAGUGAAAGGAAUUACCCAUCAGACUCGACUGAAGCGGAUAGCUAAAGAAAGACAAAAGCAGUAUAACUGCCUGACACAGCGGAUUGAACGAGAGAAGAAAUUGUUCAUUAUUGCACAGAAAAUUCAAACUCGCAAAGAUCUUAUGGAUAAGACUCAGAAGGUGAAGGUGAAGAAAGAAACAGUGAACGGUCCAGCCAUUUACAAGUUUCAGUCUCGUCGGAAACGCUGAAUUUUAUAGAUAAGCCUUCCCGUUCUGCAUCAAAAAUAAUUCCAUUUUUGAUAAUUCCAAAUUCUAUUAGUUCAAAUGGCAUGUUUUUUUGUGUGUGUAUAACCAUGAUUUAUUGAUGAUCUAAUAUUUGAUGUCUUUCUGUGAGCAGUAUUAAAACCCCUUUCCCAUGUCACUGUUUUUGGUUUG
Messenger RNA from Fukomys damarensis (Damara mole-rat), 1065 nucleotides. It is a transcript of the gene Utp11, whose product is annotated as UTP11 small subunit processome component. Gene Ontology annotation, biological process: rRNA processing. The record is from RefSeq and is a predicted model, not a curated record. Gene Ontology annotation, cellular component: nucleolus; small-subunit processome. The transcript is spliced from 8 exons. Bases 118 to 879 code for a protein of 253 amino acids. Lineage: Eukaryota; Metazoa; Chordata; Mammalia; Rodentia; Bathyergidae.